Molecule: messenger RNA, 5478 nt
Organism: Sphaerodactylus townsendi
Lineage: Eukaryota; Metazoa; Chordata; Lepidosauria; Squamata; Sphaerodactylidae
Product: KIAA0408 ortholog
Exons: 5
Coding region: 1250-3262 (670 amino acids)
Source: RefSeq, a predicted model, not a curated record
AUUCACAUUCCAGUGAGAUCUUUUGGUGAGACAGAAUAUAGUAUACUAUAAGCCAGUUUGCAUCAGGCUACAAAAUACUUGCGCUUGCCAGGAUUUUUGUGAAAAAGCGUUGAACCAGGCAGAUCCAGUAAAGCAGUUCUUAGUCUCAUGUUCUCAGGCUAACAUGCAUAGUCAAGAUCCCUUAACACAAAGCAGUUAUUCAUUCAUUGUUUAGAAAAAUCCAAAGAUGCAUGUAUUUUAGUAUCAUGAAUUUAAAACACAUUGACAGACCACAGAUGAUCUAACAAAAAAAAUGCAGAACAUGAAAGAUUAAAGUCAGACUAUCACUAUUGUGAAACAAGAGAUGUUUGUGUUUAUUUUUAUUGGUGGAGGAGGGAGGGAGUAUGGAAAAAUUGACUAUGUCAGUGUAAAAUUGUCUUCAUUAGAUAUAGCAAACUUGUUAUGUUUAGAUCCUAAACUGUCUUGUAAACAAACUGUAAGAGAGUAGGACAUAGUCUAUGUCUUGGCUGUUUUAGGCCCAGCAAUGUUGUAAUCAAUUGAGUAGCUUUUUGUAAUUUUUGAAAUAUAUGUAUAUAUUUUUUAAAAAUACGUUUAAAUGUAACAAUUCCAAUAUUGUAAAUGAAAAUGUGUAAGUAAAUCAAACAAUUUCUACUGAAUUCUUAAAAGCCAAAUAUUUAAUUUUAAAAGUUUGUUCAUCAGUAUGUGGGUAUUUUAAUGGAAAUUAUAUCUUAAUAUAAUAUAUAUCUUUCUAGUUGUUUACAAAAUUAAUCAUAGCUGUCAUUACCAAACUGUUUCAAAAGUAGUUUAGUGAUUAUCAUCAAAUUUCCUAUCUCUCUCCACCAUCAGUCCAGUUAGUUUUCAUCACACUUCUACAUUUGUGCCAUAUUGCAAUAAUUUUUAAGGCCUUCCUUAAUCACCAUAUUCCGAUUGUAGGACCUAACAUACAAAUCAAUUUUUAUAAACAUUUUGAAUUCGUUCAGUUUUCGGGUUGUCAUUUUCUUCUAUAGAUUCAUUUUCUUGGAUUCUUAAAAUACACCCUGGAAUAUAGUUGGAUGUCUUUUGCAAGAAGUCUUCAAUGCCAGUGAAGCCACUUAGCAGUUUCUCAUGUUUUCCUUUCUUCUUUCUUGUUUCUGUAUCUGGAGCCCAAGGCAACUGGUAAGACUUGCUCCAACUUAAUAACCCCUACAUUCCAGGAAAGUUAGCAAGUAAAAGAGGUGCAGAGACAUUUCUUAAUCGAACCACUGCAGCCAUGGACCUACAGGCACAACUGGAGACCACAACAGAGAGGAACUGGAAUAAAGAGAAAAUGGAACUAUUGGAGCGUUUUGACAAUGAAAGGAAAGAGUGGGAAUGUCAAUGGAAGGUCAUGCAGAAGAAAAUAGAAGAGCUUUACCAGGAGGUAAAAUUAAGGCGUGAGAGCAACAUGAAUGCCUUCGAUAAUAAGGCCAUUCAUAGCAAGACACAGCAGCAGUUUGUACAUUCCUCCACGUCAGAAUGGAGUGACAUGCCAGGACUCAACUGUUGUUCACAAGACAAAGAUAGUUUGCUUACUAAGGCAGAAAAAGCAAGCAAGGACACAAGAAACCAGAGAAAAAAUCAUGUUUUUGUAAAGGAUAAUCUGACCUUUGAAAAUAACAAGGAUGUUGAAGAUUGUUCAGGCUUGAAAACAACCAAGAAUUACACUCAGGAUCUUAAUAUUGCUCUUAAAGAACUUGCCAAAGUAAGUGAAGAUUUGUGCAGCUACCAAGAGGAAAUCCGCAAGAAGUCCAACCACAGAAGAAAAAAGUUUCUUCCUUCCAUGGAAGAAUCUGCAGAAGGUGAAACUGCACCAGUUAUGCCAGAGAUGAAUCAUGUAUGCAACAGUGACCCACAAACUGCUUUAAUUGCGUUUGAAACGGAAAAACAAAAUAACAGGAAGAACUUGAUGGGCAUCAACAGGUGUCGGAAGGACAGUGCUCGUGAGGGUGCUGAGAAAACAGACUUUUUGCCAUGGCAAAGGAACGAAGCUCCUCCUGUGCCCCCGAGAAGCACUUCUCGGCAUCUGACAAGCUCUCUCUCUGCAGCUGUCCAACUUUCUGAGGCAUUAGCAAAAGAUCCAGAGCACAGAAACCAUUGUCAAACCCGGCGGAAUCAUGAUAGCAAUACUUUUAAUAAUCCAACUGUUUCAAAGCUAUGUGAUGCUCCAGAGCCACCAGCAAAUGAAUGGAAAUCUGUUUGUGGUCUGGCACUGGUUACUUCGGUGCCCAUGGAAAAAAGAGAUCUGUCCACUGAAUGCAAGCUGUCGGUGGGAUUUUGUCAUAACACCUGGACCUGCAAACCAAGCAAAACUGGAAAUUUCACUAAGAAUGACUCUGCCCCACACUCUGUCCAAAAGAGUUGUUCUGAUGGAAAUAUGAUGGACUCAAAGCAACAUCCUGAAUACCAAGGCAGUGGGUGUUACUCCACUGACUUUUACACACCUGUGUGUGACACACUGGGUGACUCUGGAUAUGGAACUGCAAAGACUCAACGGAAUGAAACACUGGAAGCAAAGAUUGAUGAGUUUAACAGAACUGUGUUUCAUACGGAUCAAGGCCAAAAGUGUCCACCCAAGAGCCAAAUGCUACCAAGACCAUCUGGUAAUCCUACCUCCCAUGAUGUACUGCAGGACUGUUUGAAGAACAGGACAGAAGCAAACAAAGAUGUUACAGAUGCUUUGGAUCCCAGACUGUCUUUGAGAAUGAAAGAGAAACCCAACCAUUUCAGCAAAAACACCAAAGGAACAGGACAACAAAAACAAGUUAAUGGACUUCUGAGUAGCUAUCAAAAUAUGCUUCAGGAGCAUGAUUGGAAGCCAAGUAAUUUGUCUGGUCGCCCACGAUCAGCUGAUUCAAGAUCAAACUAUGGUGUUGUUGAAAAGCUUUUGAAGAACUAUGAAAAAUCAACCUCUUUGUGCAAUUCAAAGUUUCACAAAGAUAAGUGGGUACAGUCAAACUCCACAUUUGCUGGUGGCCGCUGUGAGAUGGUGGGCCAUUAUUUUGAAAUGCUCCAGACAGACCUAGGAAAGCAGGAGCUGCAGAAGAAUUCAACCAGGCAUGUUGGGCUUUAUGCCAAACAAGACAGAGAGAAGCAGAAAUUUCCUGAGGUAUCUGUGCCACUUAAACAGUCAACUGGGAAAGGUUUCUCUCGGCCAGCGCGACCAGCAAACAGGCGCUUACCUUCCAGGUGGGCCUCCAGGUCACCAUCAGCGCCACCUUCUGUGAGAAGGACAGCUCUGAAUUAAUGCUCUUGAACUUUCUCAAAUGAUCUCAAGUGGUUUAAGCUCAAGAAAGAAUGUCAUAAUAUUGCGAAAGCUCCAUGCAUCAUUACGACUCCGUGUCCCAUGUUCCUGGCUGAAACCAGUUCUGUGAUCCACAGUCAUCUUUUGGCCAAUAGGAAUUCAUCUCUCAACUCGCUUGAGAAAUGGUUUUGAUUUUUAGAUCAUCCUAACAGUCUUCAGUGUUUUUAUUGGAUUAGGUAACAAUGUCCCUCUUACAUGUGUGAGAUAUAUCUCACAGUUACAUUUUUCCUUUAAAUGACAUCCACCAAUAUUCAUCUUACUGUCAAGUUUUUUUAAAUUUAAAUAAUAUAUAGUUCUGUAUAUUCUGACUUUUCCAGCACACAGCAGGAAGAAAUGCUGUUUGCAUAGUCAUGUGUUUGUAGGUGCAUGUGUUGGAAUAGAAAGUAUACUUGUCUGUAUUUAGAAAAGACAAACUCAAUACUAGUGCUGAUAGUGUAAUUACAACAUAUAUGCCUACACUCUCUCUCUCUCUCUCUCUCUCUCUCUCUCUCUCUCUCGGCUUAUUUUAAAAUAUACAGUAUUAGCAGUGACUGUAUUUCCUUUAUCUUUACAGAUUUCACAGGUCUGAUAUUUGAUAAACAGAAAGUAAAAGUUUUUUGUAACUGUCAUAGCAGUGAACAGGCAUUUGUACAACAUGUAUCAGAAAGAGGUUAGCUCAAUGGAUUAGUCCCUCCGCCAUGCUUGAUGCUACCUUUUUCCUUCUUGACUUGUCUAACCUUCAUAAUGCCAGGUCACUAUGGACAUUUGUUCCCCUGAGUUAUAAAGUGCUCUACUAUUUAUAACAGCAUUACCCUUUUUCAGUGCACAAACAUUCCUAAAAUAUCUAUUUUAAAUGCUAGAGUCUGCUAGUCAUUGUGACAUAGCUCAAUGACUGAAUUCUGCUUGCUUUAUUUAACCAAAAAAUAUGAAUUAUAGAGAGAGGAAAGAUUAGUCACACAACACUUUAAUGUGGAACUAAAGAUUAUGAGAAGAACAGGGUUUCUAGUACAAUGAACUUUGUGUCCUGACAUCAUGAUGUUAAUGUGUUCCCAUGUAGCAGCAGCUUACAAGUGAAGUGGGGUGGAGAAAUGUGUGGUGUUGUGGUUUCAAGAUAUGAGGUAAAAUGAAAUUUAUGUCUUUAAGGGGAUGGGAUCAAGUGAUCUUUUAGGCUCCAUAUUUCUUGGAAUGUUACUUCCACCUUUAGCAAUGUUAUUUCCUCCUUUUCUCUAAAAAUGCUAAAUUAUACAGAGUUAUUAGAAUUAGAAUUUGCCAAGUGUCAGGACUUGGCCUGAACUGUUUAGUUUUGGCCUAGUAUUCUUGCUAUAGUAAUCAUUAGAUCAAAGACAAGGACUAGGGUCUUGCUUUUGAUGGAAGCAGAAGAAAUAAGCUACCAUUGAAGUACAGGAGUCUGCACUUGAUCUGCUCUUCCUUAAUUUACUACUGCAUUUUGGAUGGCCAAGGCAACAUCACACAUUCUGCUCCCAUAAAUGCUUCAAGCAGCUCUCAGCUAUGAGGUUUGCUUGCAUUCUGGCACAAGCCUGACAUACAGUACAUAAAUAUUGCAUCAAGAUAGGAUUGCUGUGGUGCCAGAAAUCCUAGACGGAUGGCAUUACAAAUACGCAUGUGCCAUCAUCUGUCUCUGUGUUGUUGGCUUUUAGUGUGCUAUGUGCAUAGCCAGGUUUGUUUCCCCUUUUCAACGGUCUGAAUGACAUGUAGAUCAUGCCGGACUAUGUUAAAGUGUGCUGAGAAAUGUCACCUUCCUUUUUCUGAAUUUUCACCCAUCUACCUGCCUUGCAAGAAACAAAGAGGCAAUCUGAUUAUUGCUUCUCUCUGUGCAUUCCACUUCAGAACAGACAACAGGUCUGCAGGUAUUCUAAGCAAGCUUUCAAUGUACUCUUUUAACAUACUUGUUUAAUGAGCAUUUGAUAAGUUUGCAAAAAAAAGGUGGUGGUGAAGGGGGGAGAGGUUACAAUUCUGUUGUCUUGUGAGAUGACUUGGGGAAAGGAUUGUGGUAAUUCAGGUAGUGAUUAUAUUGCCCCUGUCUUGUGAUGAAAAGAGCCAGGGAAUAGGUCUGUGUAUAUAGUGUGCUAAUAUAUAUGUAUAUAAAAAUUCUGUGCCACAGUGAUCCAUAUUUGUGAAAACUGAAUUCUGCAAUAUGUAUAAAAUGCAAAUUAAGCCAA